AUGCGAGGCGGGUGCGCAUACUGGACGAUCAUCGUGCCGCCCAAGUCGCCGGCCGAGGAGGCAGCCGAGGUCUACCUCUUGGUUCUACCGCGCGGUACCGACGUCUACUGGACCUCGCGUCCCAUCCGGUUUCGCCGAUGGCACCUCUUCUUCGCCGUCUUUUGCGUCCAAGUAGUCAGUGGCUCCAUGUAUGCGGUCACAACAGGCUUGGCUCCGGCACUGGACUUGCACUUUUACGGCAGCGCGACAGCCAACAAGGUCGUACACGCCCUCUACGUCGCUUGCACGGCGAUGGGCCUCGCCGCUGCCCUGUCCGGCCCCGCGCUCGAGCGCCGCGGACCUCGCUGGGGCAUUACCUUGGGCGCCUGCGGUGUCGGUCUCGGCUGCGCACUGCUUCAGAUCGCAAUUCUCGCCACGAGCCGCGCGAUCCUCUAUGCGGGGGCGCUCUUCGCCGGGGCUGGCUUUGGGAUUGUCAUGCUGUGCUCGACCGCGACGGCGCAAAAGUGGUGUCCCGACAUUCGCGGCGUCGUCACGGGCCUCAACUGCUUUGCGUGGGGCAUUGGCGGCGCUGUCUUUGAUAUCUUCUUUCGUCGCGUCGUCGCAUCGUCCGCCGACGGGCUCUCGUUUGUCAUUUGGUUCUACUUGGCCAUCGUGCUACCGAUCUUGGUGUUGGCUGCCUUGGUGCUCCGGACCCCGCCACCCUCGUUCCAGGUCCACGGCAAGACGAUGCACUCGAUUCCUGCCGCGUCGGCGCCCAGUCCGACCAAGAUCCAAGACGAGUUUCUCAACGUCGGCAUGACGCUCGUCAACUAUGACAUUGUGCGGCGGUCAAGCAACACAACAUCCGGGAACGACCAGCUCCUCGAGGGCACGGACCGGCGGUACUAUGAACAAGUGAAAGCGCUCUCGCUGCUCCAGUGCAUCUUCUCGACCGACUUUGUGCUCUUGUACGUCGCCUUUGGCGCGACAGCGACCGCGGGCCUCAUCACGAUUGAGCUGCGUAUCCCCGGCGACGAAGUCGGCAACCUCAAGUCGUGGUACCCCGCUCUCUCGGACCACGAGGCGAGAACAUUCCUUAUCACGGGCCUUCUCAUCAACUGGGUUGGCCGCCUUCUGUACCCAAUGGUCUCGGACGUCCUCAUUCGCGUUCUGUAUGCCAACCCCGCCGCCGCGCGCAAGGUGUGUUUCUGGCUUCUCGUGCUCGCCCAAGCGAUCGCGCUCGGCGUUGGCUUGAACAGUCCGCAGCUCGAGUCGGACUUUUACGUUUUCUCGCACACCAACUAUGUGCUUCGGUUUGCGACGGGCGGCGGCGCGUCGACGAUCAUCUGCCUCCUCACCGACAUGUACGGUGUCUACAACGUCGGGACGAUGUACGGCUUGAUCAUUACGAGCUGGUCCAUCGGCAUGGUCAUCGUCGGUAUGUCGUUUGCGGGCGAGAAGCACGUGUUCUUGCGCCAGCUCGACGCGCUCUGGGUCUUGGCGAUCGCUGGUAGCGUCUUUAUGAUUUUUGUGCGCACCAACUCGAAGGACCGGUUCUACCGCGGCUACCAGCUCACGAUCUGGAACAAGGUCUGGAUCCAGUGGCCGAUUCUAGUGACGUCGAUCCACAUACUUCAGCGCGACGACGACGACGACUACCACGACAUGGUCUUGCUGUCGCCAGACGCGGGGUCGUCCUUUAUGUGGAGCUCCGAAUCUGAAAUGGACGCGCCGCAUCGGUCUACGGCAAGAGUGCAGACUGUCUAA
Saprolegnia parasitica CBS 223.65 is the source of this 1746-nucleotide messenger RNA. RefSeq lists its product as hypothetical. Lineage: Eukaryota; Oomycota; Saprolegniomycetes; Saprolegniales; Saprolegniaceae. Bases 1 to 1746 code for a protein of 581 amino acids. Gene Ontology annotation, molecular function: transmembrane transporter activity. Gene Ontology annotation, biological process: transmembrane transport. The transcript has 2 exons. The record is from RefSeq and is a predicted model, not a curated record.